This is a messenger RNA of Synchytrium microbalum, 723 nucleotides long. RefSeq lists its product as uncharacterized. Lineage: Eukaryota; Fungi; Chytridiomycota; Chytridiomycetes; Synchytriales; Synchytriaceae. The record is from RefSeq and is a predicted model, not a curated record. The transcript has 5 exons. The coding region runs from base 1 to 723 and encodes 240 amino acids.
AUGAAGAUAAAGUGUGGACUGAUUGGUCUGCUCACAGAAACUCUCAAUGAAGCCGAGUAUGGCAAGCUCGAUACUCCAGAAACUAUAUAUAAAGCUACAGAUGUAUCAGACACCUAUUGGACAUAUGGUCAGGCCUCAGAUUUAGAGCAAAUGGCGAAUUCUAGAUUACUAGAUGAUGAGAUGUAUUGUCAGGAACUCAACGCCAUACCGCUAUCUUACUUCCUUGAUGGAUCUAAAAUAGCUAUAUCCGCUUUUACCUUUACUGUUAAAGCGUCAAGUCUUAGUCGAACACAUAUUCCUCUCAACCAUGCCUGGUCUAUAACGGUCCACAAGAGCCAAGGAAUGUCGGUAGAUGCAAGCCGUGUAGUAAUGGAUAAGAUAUUUGCAGCGGGCCAAUCAUAUGUUGCGCUGUCGAAGGUCGGGGCAUUCUAUAAUAGUAUGAGAAGACUAGGAAUGCCAGAUGGGACGUCUUGGAAUAGGAAGGCCGACCAAGCGGUUGCCGGAUUUGGACUACCAUCUGAACGUAACGAAGCACCACAGAUGACACCAGUAAAUUUUGGUCGUAACGAAGCACCAACAAUAACACUCGCAACAGUAGCCCCACCACUGACAAAGGAGAGCAGUGAUGCUCAAUAUGGACUUGAUGACGACGACGAUGGACUUUGGGCUUCUGCAUCACAAAUGGUGGAUGAAUCAUCGCAACCGUCUAAACUUGGAACGUGA